AUGUCUGAAGUCGAAAAUCCGGAAACGGUACCGGUGAAAUACACCCGUAGAAUCAAAAUGGGACGCUGUAAUUGUGUGAAGAACGAUGCGAAUCCAAAUCAACCCAUCGUGAAUCGACUUCCAGAACAAGGGAUUCUCGCCGUCAAGGUCGAGGAGGGAGUGCUUCCAAACUUCUGUUGGACGAAUCGAGCCACCGGUGAAGUCGGAUUGGAUAUUUCCGGUUCCACGCAGCAAAUCGAGCUCAGUCGAGUUCGGGACCCCGAUGGAGAGUGGGCGUAUCUUGUGAAGCACUUCGAGGAGAGACAUUCGGAAGGAGAGUUCUACGCAUUCUGGCUGCAGGAGACUGAAACGGAUAGGAAUACUGUGGAAGCUAUUCGUCGAGUAAUAGAAGGAGACCCAGCUACGCUUUUAGCAGAGGAACGCGAACGAGCCUCUGCGAGACUCCAUCGACUCUCUGAAGAAUCGACACCAUCUCCAUCCGUCGACGAGGCAGGCCCAUCUGAGCCUGCGCCUCGACUCGUUCCACAGCCACCCCGCGAGAACUUCCCACAUCCAAUCUCAAGAAGACCAGACCCGAUUACCGUCGACCAGCUAGCCGCAGAAAUUGUCGAUGGAGCCACAAAACAAGCGGUCUUCAUCCAACAGGCAGUAGAGAAUGCUGGUGUUGCAGAUCGACCACCUCAACCGAUCGUCGAGACACCAGCUUCGUCGGUUAUCGCCGACCGGUUAGCCGGAGAUAUUGUUGGCGAUGCCCCCAGACAAGCCGUUGCCAUCAAUCGGAUUAUGGGGAAUGCUGGUAUCGCAGAUCGGCCACCUCAACCGCUUGGCGAGUCUUCAGCAGCACCGAUCGUCGAGGCCCCAGCAUCGGCAAUUAUCGCCAACCAGUUAGCCGAAGAUAUUGUCGGCGAUGCCCCCAGACAAGCGGUCGUCAUCCAACGGGCAGUGGAUAAUGCUGGUGUCGCGGAUCGGGCGCCACAACCGAUCGUCGAGCCCUCAGCAGCACCGACCGUCGUGACAACAGCAGAGUCGAUUAUCGGCGAUCGGAUAUCAAAAGCAGUCGUCGUCGGGGCCCAAAGACAAGCGGCUAUCAUCAAUCAUAUCCUGGAAAAUGCUGGUGUCGCGGAUCGGCCACCUCAGCCGCUUGACGAGCCCUCAACAGCACCGAUCGUCGAUGUCCCAGCAGGACCGGUUGAGAAUGUCAAAGAUGAGGAGGAGGAGGAGCCACAGGAGACGGUGAAACCGCUGGCGAGAGCAUCCAGUCCGGGAGGAAAAAGAGGCCACAGUCCAGAUGAGCCAACUACUAAACGCAAUCGUCGAAACGAUUAG
Molecule: messenger RNA, 1326 nt
Organism: Caenorhabditis remanei
Lineage: Eukaryota; Metazoa; Nematoda; Chromadorea; Rhabditida; Rhabditidae
Exons: 2
Coding region: 1-1326 (441 amino acids)
Source: RefSeq, a predicted model, not a curated record